AUGAAGGAAAUACUGACAUUAAGAGAGAGGCAAGAGCAACUUUUGGAGUUGUUACUUGAGGAAGAGAGAACGAGUGAAGAAAUGGCAAACGCAGUGUUAAGUCUCUAUCAGAUAAUGAGCACCGAGGACUCCCCAACUGAGCCGAGCGACAUUAAGUUAAAAAGUGAAGGAGUUCAGGAAGUAUUUCUCAAUGAAGGACAAGAAUGUUCAAACGCAGAUGUGAUAACAGAGGAAGACAUAGGGGAGUUACUUGAAGCACUAGAGGAGAUGCUCAAGGGAGAAAUAGAAAUGGCAAUUGAGGAACAGAGAGAUGACAUGUUCCUUAUGGUUUUACAUGAUAUACUCGAGGAUAAAGAGGAGCCACCACCUCAAUAUAAGGAGAUACUCGAGAUUGUACACGAGGAAACAAAGAUGGCACCUGAAGAUUUAGAUGAAUUACUUGACGGAUUACUUGACGGAACAAAAGAGGUGCUAAGGAAAGAAAUAAAUAUGCCUAGAGAGAGUUUAGAAGAGAUAGUUGAGGAUAUAGAGGAGAUACUUCUGGAGCACAUAAAGGAGAGUGUUAAGGAGAUGAUGGCUGAAAGGCAGACAAAAAGAAAAUGGGGAAGAAAGUUAUGGAAAUCACUAAUUCGGAAGAAUAGGCAGAGAAAGGGCAGAAGGAAGGCUGGAAAAGAGCUAAGGAAACAGAAAUUAAGGCCUGAAGGGCAAGAAGAGUUGAAGACUCAAAUGGUUAAUAAGGAGACGAUGACUGACCAUCUCGAACACGAGAGAAGAGAAGAAUUUAAUAAAAUAAUCUCUUUGGAAAACCAUCUGGAAGCCAUGAAGCAGCAAAUGAACGCCCUGACGAUAUCUUUGCAAGAAAAAGAGAGAAACGUCAGGGAAAAGGAAGACGCAAUUAACGAACUGAAGACAGAAAACGCCAGGCUCAAAAAGGAACGAAAUACAUGUGAGAGAGAAAAAGAUGAGGGGAGAAAAAAAGUUGACGAGGCGAUGAAGGAAAUAUUGACAUUACAAGAGAGGCAAGAGCAACUUUUGGAGCUGUUAGUGGAGGAAGAGAAAAGGAGUGAAGAAAUGUUAAGUGCAGUGCUAAGUCUUUAUCAGAUAAUGAGCACCAAUGAAUCUCAAAUUGAGCCCAGCGAUCGGCGCCCAAGGCCAGAGGAUUCGAGAACACGACAGAGGGCCAACUCCCCUCCACUGGACGAAAGCAAUGAAAAUGGCUGGAUAUGUAUGGAGGACUGUGAAUACUCUGUAGUGUGUGACGAAAAAGACGAUCCAUCCAGCCAAAGUCAUUCUUCAAGAGCAGACUGUGAAUUCCACAGUGUGUGUCGAUAUUCGUGGCCCAUGAGAGAUUCGGGAGAACCGACUGUAAAUGAGUGCGACAGUAAUUUAAAAAGUGAAGCUAACGACGACCUUACGUCAGGAGUUCAGGAAGUACCUCUCAAUGAAGGACACGAAUGUUCAAACGCAGAUGUGAUAACAGAGGAAGACAUAGGGGAGUUACUUGAAGCACUAGAGGAGAUGCUCAAGGGAGAAAUAGAAAUGGCAAUUGAGGAACAGAGAGAUGACAUGUUCCUUAUGGUUUUACAUGAUAUACUCGAGGAUAAAGAGGAGCCACCACCUCAAUAUAAGGAGAUACUCGAGAUUGUACACGAGGAAACAAAGAUGGCACCUGAAGAUUUAGAUGAAUUACUUGACGGAUUACUUGACGGAACAAAAGAGGUGCUAAGGAAAGAAAUAAAUAUGCCUAGAGAGAGUUUAGAAGAGAUAUUCGAGGAUAUAGAGGAGAUACUCCUGGACCACAUAAAGGAGAGUGUUAAGGAGAUGAUGGCUGAAAGGCGGACAAAAAGAAAAUGGGGAAAAAAGUUAUGGAAAUAUCUAAUUCGGAAGAACAGGAAGAGAAAAGGCAGUAGGAGGGCUGAAAAAGAGUUAAGUAAAGAGAAAGUUAGGCCUUAA
This is a messenger RNA of Macrobrachium nipponense, 1953 nucleotides long. Its product is annotated as trichohyalin-like. Bases 1 to 1953 code for a protein of 650 amino acids. Lineage: Eukaryota; Metazoa; Arthropoda; Malacostraca; Decapoda; Palaemonidae. The record is from RefSeq and is a predicted model, not a curated record. The transcript has a single exon.